Hibiscus syriacus is the source of this 1771-nucleotide messenger RNA. RefSeq names its product transcription factor ABORTED MICROSPORES-like. Gene Ontology annotation, cellular component: nucleus. Gene Ontology annotation, molecular function: DNA-binding transcription factor activity; sequence-specific DNA binding; protein dimerization activity. Gene Ontology annotation, biological process: regulation of DNA-templated transcription. The record is from RefSeq and is a predicted model, not a curated record. Lineage: Eukaryota; Viridiplantae; Streptophyta; Magnoliopsida; Malvales; Malvaceae. The transcript has 8 exons. Bases 38 to 1771 code for a protein of 577 amino acids.
ACCCUUUUGCUUAUGAACUUCAUUGAAGGUCAUUAGGAUGAACAUGUUUCAAAACCUCAUGGAGAGACUAAGGCAGCUGGUGGGUCCUAAAGGAUGGGACUAUUGCGUUCUCUGGAAACUGAGUGAUGAUCAGAGGUUUAUUGAAUGGGUGGAUUGUUGUUGUGGUGGAGCUGAGAGCAUUGAAUGUGGCGGAGAGCUUCAAUUUCAUGUUACUUCAGUCCUUCCAUGCAGGGAUGUGAUGUUUCAGCAUCCUAAAACCAGAUCCUGUGAAUUGCUUGCCCAUCUUCCUUCUUGCAUGUCCCUUGAUUCUGGAAGUCAUGCACAAGCCUUGAUUUCAAAUCAACCCAAAUGGUUAAACUUCUCUAAUAAUUCAGAUUCAAAUGUUCUGGAGGAUAUACUUGGAACUAGGAUUUUGAUUCCAGUUGCAGAAGGACUGGUUGAGCUUUUUGUUGCCAAACAAGUAUGCGAAGACAAAAAUAUCAUGGAUUAUAUUGUGACCCUCUGCAACAUCUCAUUGGAGCAAAUCUCAAUGAUGAAUUCAAGUUCCAUGGAUACACAUUUGAAUGUACUUGGAUCCCAAGCAUUGAAUGAGUUUCAUUUAAAUCCUCUUUCAAGCAAUGAGAAUGAUGAAAUGGAUUCCAUCAAUCAUUUCCAACCGCCAUUGGCGACGACACUCGAAACUUUGAACCUACCAUAUGACAUCUCCAUUGAUCAGAUUCGAUCGACAGACACCCUGCAGCAGUAUCAUUAUCAUUCAGAAGAUAAAACCAACCAUAUGGAUGCAUGCGUCGAGGGGUCUCAUGAUGUAUUCAUUUCAGACAAGGUUGUUAACCCACACAAGGAUAUUGGACUUCAAGAGAUGGAUCCGUUGAAUUCAAUGAUGACCAAUGAAUCAAUCGUCAUCCAAGGGAAUGAAAAGGACUCCAUAAAACAAGAGAAUGGACGGUCGGAUUCGAUUUCGGAUUGCAGCGAUCAGAAUGAUGAUGAAGAUGAUGCAAGGUACCAAAGGAGAGCAGGGUCCAAAGGGCAGUCCAAAAACCUUGUCGCUGAGAGAAAAAGAAGGAAGAAGCUUAAUGAAAGACUCUAUGCUCUUCGAUCUUUGGUUCCCAAAAUCUCCAAGCUGGAUAGAGCUGCAAUCCUUGGAGAUGCGAUUGAGUUUGUGAAGGAAUUGCAAAACCAAGUGAAAGAACUCCAAGAUGAACUUGAAGAACAUUCGGAUAACGAUAAUGGUGCUAAGAAACCAGGCACGAAUGGAGUCCAUAAAAAGUUCCAGUCUGAGAUUUUCUUACAAAAUGAUCAAAUCCCUGUAUAUUCUAACCCUGAACAUGAUAAAGGACCACAUAGCUUUCCUGUCGGAGCCCAAAACCAAGAUGUGGACCUAUGUACACACAAGACACAGCAAAUGGAGGUACAAGUUGAAGUUGCUCAAAUCGAUGGAAACCAGUUUUUUGUUAAAGUUUUUAGUGAGCACAAACCAGGCGGAUUUGUGAGAUUAAUGGAGGCUUUGGAUUCAUUGGGGUUGGAAGUAACAAACGCAAAUGUAAACAGCUUCAGAGGCCUUGUUUCAAAUGUUUUCAAAGUAGAGAAAAAAGACAGUGAGCUGCUUCAGGCUGAUCAUGUGAGGGACUUGUUGCUUGAGCUAACCCGAAACCCUGCCAAGGGGUUGUCCGAGAUGGUGAAUGCAUCGGAGAACAACGGUGGCGUCGAGUAUAUGCACCACAAUCAGCAGCAGCACAACCAGCUCCAUCACUUCCCAAAGCAAUUGGCAUGA